Molecule: messenger RNA, 840 nt
Organism: Penicillium bovifimosum
Lineage: Eukaryota; Fungi; Ascomycota; Eurotiomycetes; Eurotiales; Aspergillaceae
Product: 18S rRNA methyltransferase BUD23
Exons: 2
Coding region: 1-840 (279 amino acids)
Biological process (GO): rRNA (guanine-N7)-methylation
Cellular component (GO): nucleolus
Molecular function (GO): rRNA (guanine) methyltransferase activity
Source: RefSeq, a predicted model, not a curated record
AUGUCGCGCCCCGAAGAUAUCCUCCCUCCCGACCUCUUCUACAACGACAAUGAAUCGCGAAAGUAUACAAAAUCCUCGCGAAUCCGCAACAUCCAGGCGAACAUGACCAGCCGAGCCCUGGAACUCCUCGACCUAAAAUCCCCCUCCCUAAUCCUCGAUCUCGGCUGCGGCUCGGGGCUAUCAGGCGAAAUGCUCUCGGAAGUCCCACCCUCAGAAGGCGGGCCACACACCUGGAUCGGCAUGGACAUAUCACCGAGCAUGCUAGACGUCGCGCUCCAACGCGACGUAGAAGGCGACCUCUUCCUCGCGGACAUCGGGCAAGGCGUCCCCUUCCGACCGGGCACAUUCGACGCGGCAAUCAGCAUCAGUGCGAUCCAAUGGCUGUGCAACGCAGAAACGAGCGACGUAACCGCCGAAGGUCGUUUAAAGCGCUUUUUCGAGGGUCUCUAUGCGAGUCUGCGUCGCGGUGGGCGGGCGGUCUGUCAGUUCUAUCCUAAGAAUGAUGUGCAGCGCAGUAUGAUCAGUGGGGCUGCUAUCAAAGCCGGCUUUGGGGCCGGUAUCCUCGAGGAUGACCCUGGCACUAAGAGCAGCAAGUUGUAUCUGGUGCUGACUGUUGGUGGUGGUGGGUUGACGGGGGAUAUUACGGGUGUUGUGAAUGGGAUGGAUGAUGUUAGUGUUUUGGAUGCUAGGCGCAAGGCGUCGGAGAUCAAUAAUGCUAGGGCUCCGAGGAAGGGUGAUAAGGCUUGGAUUUUGAGGAAGAAGGAGCAGAUGGAGAGGAAGGGUAAGGUUGUUAAGGCUUCGUCGAAAUAUACUGGCCGCAAGCGACGGAUCGCUUUCUGA